UGCAGGACGCCGGCAACAGGCGCGCUUCCUGCUCCGGCCCAGCCUGCGCACUCCGCCACCACCAUGGUCGCUGUGCCCACUGCCUGGUGCUCCAUCGCCCUAGCCCUGCUCGUGGCCCUGCACGAAGGCAAGAGCCAAGCCGCUGCCACCCGCACCCCAGAGCAGCCAGCGCCCUUGCCCCGUGCCCGAGGCUCCCACCUGCGGCCUCGCCGUUGCUCCUGCAGCUCCUGGCUCGACAAGGAGUGCGUCUACUUUUGCCACCUGGACAUCAUCUGGGUGAACACUCCCGGACAGACAGCUCCUUACGGCCUGGGAAACCCGCCAAGACGCCGGCGCCGCUCUCUGCCAGGGCGCUGUGAAUGCUACAGCACCGGGGACCCCACCUGUGCCACCUUCUGCCUUCGAAGGCCCUGGACUGAAGCUGUGGCAGUCCCAGGCAGCGGGCCCGCUGCAGCUGUGUUCCAGGCUGGCAAGACACGGGCCACAGCCGGAGAGCUCCUCCAGCGGCUGAGGGACAUUUCUGCAGCCAAGAUCCGCUUUGCUAGGCAACAGCAGAAGGCAGUGAGGGAGCCCAGGUCCACACAAUCCAAGUGGAGGAAGAGAUAGCUCUGGAAGCUGAAGGAACUUUGGGAAGGAAACCUGUGUGGAGCCAGGAGGAGAGGGGCAUCCCAGGAUUGGGAGACCCUCCACCUGUUUCCUGGGCCAGGAAACCUGCCUGCUGGAGUUGGCACAAGCUCUGGCCUCCUCGCCCUGGAGAGGGGGCCUCCCUCAAGAGAGCUCCAUGCCCUCACAUUGCCCGGGAAUGCCAUCAGUCCCCAGGCUGCAGGGUGGCCUCCCACACUGGUUCCGGCCCCACAGCCCUGCCCAGAGAAACAGCGUGGGAAGUGCACUAACCUGGAGGCUGCAUUCCAAGAGGUGUCCCGUCUGGUGGCUGCAAACCAGGAACGAUGUGCACUGAUGGACACUCACACCUAGGCCAGCCCUGGAGGCUGGAAGGGUCUACCCAGGACUGAAGUCCCCGCUGGGCCCCGUCUGUCCCCUCCAGCUCUCCCUCCCCAGAGUCCUUGUACCCACAUACCCUAGGGACACUCCUGGUGAGAAGGGCCUGCUCUGCUUCACCUGUCUGUAUAUAACUUAUUUGCUCUAAGAACUUUGAAAAUUCCGAUUAUUUAUUUUAAUGUAUUUUUUUAGACUCUCAAUUAUU
Messenger RNA from Hippopotamus amphibius kiboko, 1204 nucleotides. It is a transcript of the gene EDN2, whose product is annotated as endothelin 2. The coding region runs from base 64 to 606 and encodes 180 amino acids. Lineage: Eukaryota; Metazoa; Chordata; Mammalia; Artiodactyla; Hippopotamidae. Gene Ontology annotation, biological process: vein smooth muscle contraction; regulation of systemic arterial blood pressure by endothelin; regulation of vasoconstriction. The record is from RefSeq and is a predicted model, not a curated record. Gene Ontology annotation, molecular function: endothelin B receptor binding; hormone activity. Gene Ontology annotation, cellular component: extracellular region. The transcript is spliced from 5 exons.